CACCUCUCACAACUCGCACCAUCCCACAAACACACAAAACACUCCUCUCCUCUCUCUCGCUUUAGCCACUGAAGCCUCUCUCAUCAACCCCUUAGGGUUUCUUUUGUUUUCUUGAAAGAAAGAGGGAGAGAAGAUGGCCUCUUCAAAAAGCUCUGCUUCUGUAGCCCUCUUCCUCGCCCUCAACCUCCUCUUCUUUGCCCUAGUCUCCUCCUGUGGGACUUGCCCUAGCCCAAAGCCCAGGCCCAGGCCCAGGCCAACCCCAAGCCCAAGCCCGUCCACGGCUUCAUGCCCUAGGGAUGCCCUGAAAUUGGGGGUGUGCGCUGAUGUGCUAGGGAGCCUGCUCAAUGUGACUGUGGGCACACCCCCAGUGACCCCUUGUUGCUCUCUCCUCAAUGGCCUCGUGGACCUUGAAGCUGCGGUUUGCCUUUGCACUGCCAUUAAGGCCAACAUUCUGGGCAUCAAUCUCAAUAUCCCACUCUCUCUCAGCUUGCUCCUCAAUGUUUGCAGCAGGACCGUUCCUCCCGGCUUCCAAUGUGCCUAAAUUAUAAGAAAGACACACCUCUAUUUAUGCUUAUGUUUUGGUUUCAAUUGUUGGUUGUAACACAUUGUGCUUUUUAGGAAAAGUUUCUGUGCGUGUGUGUGUGUUUGGGGGCCAGUGCAAGUGGUGGCAACUUUUUGUUUCCAUGUAUUGUUCUUGUUGGGUUUGUGGGGGCCGGUUCCAGAAGGAAUAAUUUACAGCUUUCAUUUAUGAUGUUUUAUGAUGUAAUUUGAUAAGAAGUGGGUAAUUAUCAGUCUUCCUUCUUUGUAGAAA
Molecule: messenger RNA, 811 nt
Organism: Syzygium oleosum
Lineage: Eukaryota; Viridiplantae; Streptophyta; Magnoliopsida; Myrtales; Myrtaceae
Product: 14 kDa proline-rich protein DC2.15-like
Exons: 1
Coding region: 134-541 (135 amino acids)
Source: RefSeq, a predicted model, not a curated record